AUGAGGUCGUCAAACAGCCGCCCCUCCAGGAUCUCCAAAAACCCAUUCAUCUCCAAAGUGGAACUGACCACAGCGCAGAAAGUACAGAUUGGAUUGAUGUCUGUCACAGUCUUCCCAGUGCGGCUUCUGCUUGGAUUGUUUUUCAUGAUGGUGGCUUGGGCCUUCUGUUAUCUGGGCUCAUUAGAGGGUUCAGAAUUGAAGGUCGAGAAAAAGACAUUGCGGAAAAGAAUUUUGGAUGUUUGCGUUCGAUUAUCAAUGCGAACUCUGUGGUUUUGUUGUGGGUUCCAUUGGCUGAAAGUGAAGGGUAAAAUGGCAGACGUCUCUGAAGCACCUAUCCUGGUUGUGGCACCACACUCUGCUUUCUUUGACGCCAUUCCUGUCUCCGAAACUCUGUGCACAUUUGUCACAAAGGAAUCAGGAAAGAAUGUUCCUGUCUGGGGAACGAUAAUCCAGUAUGUCAAACCUGUGUAUGUGUCCCGUGCUGACCAGGACUCCAGGAAAAGGACUGUGGAGGAGAUCAAACGCAGAGUCACUUCUGGAGAACCGUGGCCUCAGGUUAUGGUUUUUCCAGAGGGGACGUGCACAAACAGGGCAGGACUUAUCUCAUUCAAAGCAGGUGCCUUCAUCCCGGGACUUCCUGUUCAGCCAGUUGUUCUGCGAUAUCCCAACAAACUGGAUACCGUUACAUGGACAUGGCAAGGUCCUGGAGGGUUGAAAAUCCUCUGGCUUACAUUAUGUCAGCUGCAUAAUGCGUUUGAGAUUGAGUAUUUGCCUGUGUACACACCAUCACAAGAAGAAAAGGAAAACCCAGCUCUUUUUGCCAAUAACGUCCGGAUGCUGAUGGCAAAAGCUUUGGACGCGCCGCCCAUUGACUUGUAUUUUGACGAUCGGGAAGUCAUCAUGUCCAGUGGUCCGUUGGGGAUCUUCGACUUCAGUGGCCUGUUGGAGUUCAACCAGCUGGUGUACCGCCUCAGACUGAAAUCUGCCACCAACGCCUCCUCAUUGGAAGAUCAGGCUGCGAAGGCCUGCAAGCUCAAGGGACAACUGUUGAAUGUGGAAGACUUUGCUCAGUGCCUGAAUCUACCUCUGAGCGACAUACUCCGACAAGUGCACCGCAUGUUUGAUCAGGAAAAUAAUGGCCGCAUUGACUACAGGCAUUUUGUAAUCGCUCUGUCGACGGUGUAUCAGCCCACUAAGCCUAAGGACAACCUCAGACUGGCUUUCAAGAUGUACCAGAAUGAUGAAGACGGAAGCGUGACAAAAGAGCACCUGGCCACCAUCUUGGAAAUAAUGAUGGGAGUGGAGAAUAUAGAAUUAAGUGGACUAUUUCUGUCUCUGGAGGAAGAUUCUGGGAAGAUCACCUAUGAUAGGUUGUGCGAGUUUGUCGACGAACAUCCAGAUUUUAUGUACAACUACAUUCGGUUCAAGGACCACCCAAGAACGUUUUCCUCUGGUCGGAAAAAGCACUCUGACAAUGACGAUAAGAAAACACAAUAA
Messenger RNA from Knipowitschia caucasica, 1497 nucleotides. Lineage: Eukaryota; Metazoa; Chordata; Actinopteri; Gobiiformes; Gobiidae. The record is from the annotation of a GenBank genome assembly.